CUACCCCGCUGUCCGCGCCCGUCGCCCUUCACAAGCACAACAUAAAUUAAAAAGUUAACUGCAAACUUUUAUUAUUUAUGAAAGUUACGAUUUCAUGUAAACAAAAGCUAAAUACAAUGUGAUAUUUGCCCAAAGUGAACUUAUUAAGUAGUAUUGGAUUCAAAAAAAGCAUUUUAUGGACCAAAUACAGUUAAAAUAGUGCUAAACAAUGUCUGCAACAAGUGGAAGUAGCUCAUCCCAGAGUCCGCCGGUCAUGGCUUCCAUAGGCGAUGUGGGUGCAUUGUUUCAGACGGCUAAAAAGUAUGAAGAACUCAACGUUAUUGGCACAGGUGCAUACGGCACAGUAUACAAAGCACGAGACCUCCACAAUGGUGGACAGAUAGUUGCCAUGAAGAAGGUUAAAGUAGCACUAACAGAGGAUGGUAUCCCGCUAUCUACACUGCGAGAAAUAGCACUGCUUAGGCAACUAGAGGCAUAUAGACAUCCUAAUAUUGUUAGACUCCUAGAUGUCUGUCACGGUGGUCAAUCGUUGGAGAGGGAUCACCAAUUAAUACUGUUCCUAGUUUUUGAGCAUGUUGAGCAAGAUUUAGAUUCCUACUUGAAAAGAGCACCUGGACCGCUGUCUGAGAAUAGAAUAAGGAGUAUGUCCUACGACAUUCUGUCCGGUGUGGACUUCCUGCACUCCCACCGGAUAGUGCACCGCGAUCUUAAGCCGCACAACCUGCUGGUGACUUCGACGGGCCGCGUUAAGUUGGCUGACUUCGGUCUUGCCAAGACUUACGACACCGAGAUGAAACUGACUAGUGUGGUGGUGACGCUGUGGUACCGGCCCCCGGAGGUGCUGCUGGGCAUCUCGUACAACACGGCGGUGGACGUGUGGUCGUGCGCCUGCGUGCUGGCGCAGUUGCAUACGCGCGCGCCGCUGCUGCAGGCCGACUGCGACUCGCAGCAGCUGCACUGCAUAUUCAGAUUAAUAGGUCGCCCUCCGAGACACGAAUGGCCGGAAAACGUGGCCAUCGUAGCAGACAGCUUCCCGGACUACCCACCACAAGAUUUAGCUGAUGUCUUACCCAGGAUACACCCCCACGCAUUGGAUAUGAUUAAGGGUAUGCUUGUCUUUGACCCAGCGAAGCGUCUCACAGCUUUGGACUGCUUGGAACAUCCCUACUUCACUGAAGAGCCUCUCAAAUAAUAUUAAUAUUUGUUUAAGUAUUAUAUUGCGCACAAAAUCCUUCUACAUGUACGUAAUAAGCAAAAAAAUCGCGACUGCCCCACAUUGUACAGCGGCCAUAUUGAUUUUUUAUUUUUUUAAUUAUUGCCAGUGUCACUAGGGAUGAUGUAAGGAUCUACCGAUGCCUCAAACAUCCAAAUCUAUCAUUUACAAGUUAUAGUAGAACUAGCUUUUACCCGUGACUUCGCACGCAUAAUAAUUUUAAAAUGAACAAUGGCAAGAUUCUACUUGAAUAUUUUUGGAGGCGUCUACAAAUAUGAAUUAUGCAAAACUUAGUAAUUUAUUUAGUUAUUAUUUUAUACGGAAUUAGUAUUACAAAGUCAAAGUCAAAAUAUCUUAGGUGGCGCUUUUGAUGCAUACAUUACAUGAGAAGUACAUAGUAGUGAGAUGAUGGCGAUAACCAUAUUCGUAAACUUAAAACUAAAGCUACGAGGUUUCGAAACGCUUCCGCGGUUAAACAAUAAGCCCACAACAAGCUUAGCCGGGUGUUUUUUUUUACUAUCACCAUCUCACAUUGUCAUUUAAAAUAAUUAGAAGAGCUACCCGGUUAGAGCAAUAAUUCACACCCAAGCUUUUUUAUCGAUUACGUAGUCCUUUAAACUAUGUUUGAGCUGAGGUUAAAAUCCCCAUCUCCAUCCCUAUCCCUACCCCUACCCCUACUACUAUUAUAAAUGUCAAUGUAAGUUUGUUUGUUACGC
This is a messenger RNA of Pararge aegeria (speckled wood butterfly), 1929 nucleotides long. RefSeq names its product cyclin-dependent kinase 4 (gene Cdk4). The coding region runs from base 209 to 1192 and encodes 327 amino acids. Gene Ontology annotation, biological process: regulation of gene expression; signal transduction; G1/S transition of mitotic cell cycle. Gene Ontology annotation, cellular component: nucleus; cytoplasm; cyclin-dependent protein kinase holoenzyme complex. NCBI's taxonomy places the organism in Eukaryota, Metazoa, Arthropoda, Insecta, Lepidoptera, Nymphalidae. The transcript is spliced from 7 exons. Gene Ontology annotation, molecular function: cyclin-dependent protein serine/threonine kinase activity; cyclin binding; ATP binding. The record is from RefSeq and is a predicted model, not a curated record.